Messenger RNA from Balaenoptera acutorostrata (minke whale), 24512 nucleotides. RefSeq names its product zinc finger and BTB domain containing 20 (gene ZBTB20). The record is from RefSeq and is a predicted model, not a curated record. Bases 820 to 3045 code for a protein of 741 amino acids. Gene Ontology annotation, molecular function: protein binding; DNA-binding transcription factor activity, RNA polymerase II-specific; RNA polymerase II cis-regulatory region sequence-specific DNA binding. Gene Ontology annotation, biological process: regulation of transcription by RNA polymerase II. NCBI's taxonomy places the organism in Eukaryota, Metazoa, Chordata, Mammalia, Artiodactyla, Balaenopteridae. The transcript is spliced from 14 exons.
GGCGGGGGGAAGUUUAGGAGUUGAGGAAAGAAGAUUAAAGAGCGCGAGGAGAUCUCACAGACCAGUGGAAUAAAGGCCUUUUGCAUAUGAAGAUCAGGUGACAAGUUAACUGGCUACCAGCCUCCAAAGCAAUACGCCCUUUCAUGUCACACAAAAAGAAGUGUUAAGAAUUGCCCUUUGAGACUCUGAAGACUAAAGUUUAAAUGGAAGGCAAAAAGAUUCAUCUGUACUAAGUGGCCAGACAAUCUGCUUGGAAGAGUACCUGAUAAAUUGCAAGUCUGUUUGUGCCCCAUAGCUGCACAGACUGCCUGAAGUUACAUUUAGAGACUGAAAUCACUGCACCUUAAAAACAAAAGAUUGAGCUGCACUGCAUUCUUAAUGUUUCACCAUCACUAACUGGAUUUUCCUCGUGACAUUGCCGUCUGCAGUGGCUGGCACUUUUCCUCCACGAUCUGAGAGAAAGAGAAUUGGCUGGAAUAAAACCUUGCUUUCCAUAUGGUUGACUUGAAAUACAGCAUUGAAAAGUUCCUUGACCGUCAUUCUGUGGCCUGCCCCUUCUCUUUAUAUGCAGCCGCUCUCUGUUCCCUGCCCCAAUGAACAUCUGCACUAGGCCCAAGCCUUGGAGUGAUUUACCUGAAGAGUGACACCAUUUAUUUGAAAACUACUAUGAGGAAACUGAAGCCCAGAGAGGUGAAGUGAGGUGCCCAAGGCCACACAGCAAGUUAGAGGCACAGCUAGUACCAUAGCUCAAGUCUCCAGACUCCCAGCCCAGUGCUCCUCCCAUUACUCCACGGGUCCUGUCUCUAAGCUUCCUGACAAAUGCUAGAACGGAAGAAACCCAAGACAGCUGAAAACCAGAAGGCAUCUGAGGAGAAUGAGAUUACUCAGCCGGGUGGAUCCAGCGCCAAGCCGGGCCUUCCCUGCCUGAACUUUGAAGCUGUUUUGUCUCCAGGCCCAGCCCUCAUCCACUCAACACAUUCACUGACAAACUCUCACGCUCACACCGGGUCAUCUGAUUGUGACAUCAGUUGCAAGGGGAUGACCGAGCGCAUUCACAGCAUCAACCUUCACAACUUCAGCAAUUCCGUGCUCGAGACCCUCAACGAGCAGCGCAACCGUGGCCACUUCUGUGACGUGACGGUGCGCAUCCACGGGAGCAUGCUGCGUGCACACCGCUGCGUGCUGGCAGCCGGCAGCCCCUUCUUCCAGGACAAGCUGCUGCUGGGCUACAGCGACAUUGAGAUCCCGUCCGUGGUGUCAGUGCAGUCGGUGCAAAAGCUCAUUGACUUCAUGUACAGUGGCGUGCUGCGGGUCUCGCAGUCGGAAGCCCUGCAGAUCCUGACGGCCGCCAGCAUCCUGCAGAUCAAAACGGUCAUCGAUGAGUGCACGCGCAUCGUGUCGCAGAACGUGGGCGAUGUGUUCCCGGGGAUCCAGGACUCGGGCCAGGACACGCCACGGGGCACUCCCGAGUCAGGCACCUCGGGCCAGAGCAGCGACACCGAGUCGGGCUACCUGCAGAGCCACCCGCAGCACAGCGUGGACAGGAUCUACUCGGCGCUCUAUGCCUGCUCCAUGCAGAAUGGCAGCGGCGAGCGCUCCUUCUACAGCGGUGCGGUGGUCAGCCACCACGAGACGGCGCUCGGCCUGCCCCGCGACCACCACAUGGAAGACCCCAGCUGGAUCACGCGCAUCCACGAGCGCUCGCAGCAGAUGGAGCGCUACCUCUCCACCACGCCCGAGACCACGCACUGCCGCAAACAGCCCCGGCCGGUGCGCAUCCAGACCCUGGUGGGCAACAUCCGCAUCAAGCAGGAGAUGGAGGACGACUACGACUACUACGGGCAGCAGAGGGUGCAGAUCCUGGAGCGCAACGAGUCCGAGGAGUGUACGGAAGACACCGACCAGGCCGAGGGCACCGAGAGUGAACCCAAGGGCGAAAGCUUCGACUCGGGCGUCAGCUCCUCCAUAGGCACCGAACCCGACUCCGUGGAGCAGCAGUUCGGGCCCGGGGCGGCGCGGGACGGCCAGGCCGAAUCCGCGCAACCGGAGCAGGCCGCGGAAGCCCCGGCUGAGGGCGCCCCGCCGCCUCACCAGCUAGAGACCGGUGCCUCCUCCCCGGAAAGAAGCAACGAGGUGGAGAUGGACAGCACGGUGAUCACCGUAAGCAACAGCUCCGACAAGAGCGCCCUGCAGCAGCCUGCGGUCAACACGUCCAUCGGGCAGCCACUGCCAAGUACCCAGCUCUACUUACGCCAGACGGAAACCCUCACCAGCAACUUGAGGAUGCCUCUGACCUUAACCAGCAACACACAGGUCAUUGGCACAGCCGGCAACACCUACCUGCCGGCCCUCUUCACCACCCAGCCCGCGGGCAGCGGCCCCAAGCCUUUCCUCUUCAGCCUGCCACAGCCCUUGGCAGGCCAGCAGACCCAGUUUGUGACAGUGUCCCAGCCCGGCCUGUCAACCUUUACUGCACAGCUGCCAGCGCCACAGCCCCUGGCCCCAUCCGCCGGCCACAGCACAGCCAGUGGGCAGGGCGAAAAAAAGCCUUAUGAGUGCACUCUCUGCAACAAGACUUUCACCGCCAAACAGAACUACGUCAAGCACAUGUUCGUACACACAGGUGAGAAGCCCCACCAAUGCAGCAUCUGUUGGCGCUCCUUCUCCUUAAAGGAUUACCUUAUCAAGCACAUGGUGACACACACGGGAGUGAGGGCGUACCAGUGUAGUAUCUGCAACAAGCGCUUCACCCAGAAGAGUUCCCUCAACGUGCACAUGCGCCUCCACCGGGGCGAGAAGUCCUACGAGUGCUACAUCUGCAAAAAGAAGUUCUCCCACAAGACCCUCCUGGAGCGACACGUGGCCCUGCACAGUGCCAGCAACGGGACCCCUCCCGCAGGCACACCCCCGGGGGCCCGAGCUGGCCCUCCAGGGGUGGUGGCCUGCACGGAGGGGACCACCUACGUCUGCUCCGUCUGUCCAGCAAAGUUUGACCAAAUCGAGCAGUUCAACGACCACAUGAGGAUGCAUGUGUCUGACGGAUAAGUAGUAUCUUUCUCUCUUUCUUAUGAACAAAACAACAAAAAAGAAACAAACGAAAAAAAGCUAUGGCACUAGAAUUUAAGAAAUGUUUUGGUUUCGUUUUUACUUUCUGUUUUUGUUUUUGUUUCGUUUCAUUUUGUACUACAUGAAGAACUGUUUUUGCCUGCUGGUACAUUACAUUUCGGAGGCUCAGGGGGAUAAUAGUUCUCCCAGUCUCCCUCGGAUGGUGGCCUUAAGGCCUGGUAGUGCUUCAGGAGGUCCACUGGUUGGAUCUCUAGCUACUGGCCUCUAAAUACAACCCUUCUUUACAAAAAAAUCUUUAAAAAAAAAAGUAAAAAAAAAAAAUUUUCUUUUUUCACUUGUGAAGAGCACUACAAAAAUAUAUAACAAAAUCUAAAAGGCCUACUGUCUUUAAGUACACCGCUUGCAGUGUUUCAGUGGACAUUUUCACAAUUCUGGCCGCUUGGACUUCACAGUAACCAGUUAAAACUGUGGAAUAUCACUUUCUGGUUGAAAACCCAGAGGAAAGGCCCUGCUGUUUUCCACCCCCAACGUUGUCUGAUUUCAUGCAAGGGCUGCGGGUGUGGGAAGGGGCGUGGGUUUGGUGGUGUGGGAAAGGCAGACGGCAGGCUUCUCCCCCAGAUUCUGCUCGGUCCACACACCCUGGCCCACCCCCUCCAUGCCCCCCCCCUUUCAGCAGAAGCCAGGAAGACUUGGACAAGCAUCAAGCAACAGUGGCUAUCGUAUUUAUUCAGUGUCUUCGCUGAGCCCCAGACUCAGCACAAUCAAGAGGGACUUUCAUGAAAGGCAGGAAUGCAGAUAAAACAAAGAUAUCAGAGGUUUGCACCUAUGUUUCUAGGUACAAGAGAAGGAUUAUUUCCAACAAUCUUUGCAAAAAACAAAAACAAACAAAAAAAAAAGUGUCAGGAUAUAUUCUUGUGGAAGAGAAAAAGAAAGAGAAAUGGAGGGGGGGGGAAUAAUAAAAAGUUCUUGAGGCUUUUUUAAUUCAAAAUUUUAUAGAGGGGCAAAAGUGACGUUUACCAGAUAGAAUGCUGAUUUUUUUAAUAUAUUUACAACAGUAUUUGUGUAAAAAAAAAAACAAAAAAAGUGAGAUUGUUAAAAGUAAUUUUUUUUUCAUUUUGGUUUUGCAUACACUGCCACCAAUCCCUUCUCUUUUAUUUUAUUUCACACACAUAUAUAUAUUUUUUGGUAAGUCAAGACUGUUAAGGUUAGCGAUACUGCUUCCAGAUAGAAAGAAUAAAAGGCAAUUAAAGUUAUAUUUGAAAGAGAGGAAGGAUAUUUUCUUCAUAUUUUUUUAAAUUUUUCUUAAUUUUUAUUAUUUUAAGUAUUGCCUGGGUUGAUGAGGGCCUCUGGCCAGCCCACCCCUGCUGUAAUUUGAACUGCUGCUUUGUAUUUUGAUAUGUAGUCUUUCGACUUUUAGCAAGCUUAUGUUGCUCCACUGAAUAUUUUUUUCAACUGAUUCAUCUAGAAUUCUGUUCUUUUUCACGGGAGGGACUUUAUCUUUCAGAAACAGAUUUCUUGCUUCUCUGAAAGUUCAUUGAGAUCUUAUGAUUCUAGAAUUUCUAUUGACUUUACCUUUUUUCUUUGAUGAAACACUAGUAGUCUAGAGGUCUUGACAAAAGUGUUCUUUCCUUUUGUGGUCAGCCGGGAGGAGGAGUUCACAAAACUCUACUGUCCCUCCUCACCCUUCACGACUACAGAGAGCGGCGUUAUCAGAAGCCUGUUGCAGAUCAGAAUGCCUCGAUGCCGAAAUUACUUUCUUCCUUUCAAAGAUCACCUUCUAUUUCCACCAUGGUUGAGAGGGCUAAAUAAGAUGAUUAUUCUUUAGAUGAUUUAUUAACCCUUGCUUUUUGGUAAGGUUUUAAAGAAACUAACAAAAAUCUCCCAGAUGCCAACAUCCACCAUUCAGAAGGCCACCGAUUCAUUACAUCAUCUUAGAUGCCACUCUCUCUUCCUAGUUGGGAUUUCUCUCCUCGGUCCUGAUCAAGGUAUCAGAAUAGAGAUUUUUUCCAUUAUAGACAGUGUCCUAAAGGGAUUCCAACUCAAAUACAGGAAUUUUUAAACCUAAUGAAAACUCCAAAGGUGAUUUCAUUGCUGGGCAUAUUUUAACACACUUAAGGGGAAAAGUAAAUCUUUAAACAAAGCAGAAACACUAAACUACAGUUUAAAAAGAAAAAAAGAAGGAAAGAAAGUAUUUCAGUUUCAAAAUUACUUUGCAUUUUAAUUUAAUUUUCCUAUCAGCAACUUAUUUACAAAAACUGUGCAACAAAUGAGGAGAAAUCUCCCAUGAGAAGCAACUGUAUAAUAACUAAAUUGGUUUUACUCAUACAUUUUAGGAUUGGUUAACUUGUAUCUUUUCCAUAAGUUCUUGGUGAUGUUUAGUAGUGUUAGUGCGACUGGACUGGCGUAUAUGUGAGUUUCAUUUGGUCCUGUGGUCCUUCAUUCAGUAAAUAUUUUGCUAGUAGUUUUAAUGUAGACUUGGAUGAUUAACUGACUGACCUUUAAGUAUCACCCAUCGUGAUUUCUAAGAGGAGUCCUACUAAAAACUAUCUGUCCAAAAUUGACCUGUUUUAAAAGCUAGUGGGAAACAGCUUCAGAAACAAGAAAUAGUCCAUUUUCUCUUGCUUUUUGAAAUAGCUAUCUUAAGUAAGACUCCAGUAUUUCCAUUUACUACCAACAGAGGGAGCAUUAGUUAAUUAACCAUGGCCUAGAAUUUUGAUAUUUUGAAAAACAAGUCAUUCAACCCAUGAUGUAAAAAAGAAAAAAUUGACGUUAAAAAAAGAUCCUUUUAAUCUAGAGGAAAAUGACAUGAAAUCACUCAGCGUAUGUUACAAAUGGAAGAAGGCCAAAAGCCACUUUAAAAUAUUUUGAAUUAUUGGACAGUAGCUCGUUUAAAAUAGUGGCCUUACACAAACCUUAGCAAAGUAGACAGAUGUUAUAGGACCUCCAGAAACUUGAUCUUGGGUGGCAGUAUGGGCGACAUUUAGCUAUCUGCUUGUCAAAUCUGAGGGAGACCCAUUCGCCUUAGUGCUGAUCUGCCAUGUAAAAAACUAAGCAAUUGGGUUAAAAUUUACUUUUUGUUCUAGAACACGUGGGGAAAAAAAUACCAGUUGGGUUUAAACCCUAAUAUUCAUCCUUUCCCUUCAAAUGAAGUAUCUCUUUUUUUUAAAUGUUAGAGGACUCCCAAAGAAUUCCUGGUGAGGUGAUGUAAUCAUUAUAACAAUAUGGACUUUCCAGGUUUGCAUAGCAGUAGACUUUUUCUUACUGUGUGUCUAUUCCUCCCAAACAUCUCAUAGUCCAAAAUAGUUGACAGAUUGUUCUCUGGAGAAAGGAAGCAGCUAGAUUGGAGUGGAAGAUCUAAGCUGGGGAGCAGUGAACUUGCUGUGGGACCUUACUCCAUGUUCUGGCCUCUGAAAGGGCUGCUUCCAAACUGACCUAUAUUUUAGGAAAUAAACUAGUCCGUGCCUAUUUCAAAAGGAUAGAGAUGCUUUUAGUUUGUCAGUCCUUCCUUCCAAAUUAAAUAAUCACCAACAUCUUAGGAAAGGGGAGACAUUUUGCUUCAAGAAUAGAAGAUGAGCAUAGAUUCUUUUAUUCUUUUAGUUUCAGAUCCAACAAUCUUCUUACAUUUGGAACUUUAUGCUAGGAUGCUAUGAGUGCUAAAAAAAAAUAAUUUCAGUAGCCAGGGGAAAAAAAAUAGAUGAAAUGGAAGCAAGUGUUCCAGAUUUAAGACCUCUUAGGAUGAGUACAGGGAACAAGAACUGGUGUGGAAAAGUACUGAUUUUUCUUUUUUUUUUUUUUUUUUUUUAGCAAUUUAUGACUUAAAACUGGAUUAGCUGGACAAAGGAAAGGAAAAAGUCAAAGGGGAACGUUCAUCUCUAGACAUUUAGAUACAGUUUAUGAAAAAUAAAAUUUUCUAGCACUAACACAUCAGUAGCAUCUUAGCAGAGUGGGCAAAUUUUCCCCUAUUGAUAUAAUAAAUGCCAAAAUUUGUACCCCCCCAAAGCCCCAAAUGUGUAAAAUAGAGCCCAAAAAAAGGAAGGAAUUGAGACAUAUGGAUCUGAUACAAAUCUACACAUGGGAAAAGAUUGAGAAACAAGCCAGGCCAAAAUAGACUCUGAAAUGAAAGUCUCUAUAUCAAAAUAUUUCUUAUUAUACAGUAUGAGUUGUAAACUUUAGCUUCUAAUAACAGUUUUAUAGACUUUUUCUUCCCCAAAUUCCUAAUGCUCUGAAUCUGUUUGUGCCAUGAGUAAGUGUGGUGAAUACUUUCCUGCUGUUGUUCAGGCUGAAGCCCAUUCCUUCUUCCUAGGCAUCUCGGAGGUCACAGUAGCUCCUGGCCUUAGAAGGAAAGACUUGAAUUUGCUUUGUUUAAAAGUCACAGGGAUUUUAUUUUGUAUCAGCUCAACAUUCUGUAAGGACCAAGAAAACUUCUUCCAACUCAUGAACAGUUAGAAUUUGUGCAUUGUGAUAUGAAAAGAGAAAAGGUUUCCUCUGGAUGUGUUAGUUUCAUGUUAGUCCUAAUGCCUUCACCUACCUGUACCCCAUCAUACAAGCACACCAACAGAAUGUGCCCAGCCCAGGCCCCUAAUCAGUGUUUUCCCUCAGCACAGAAAUUGAAAGUGAGGUGUGCUUCGUAUAAAAUCCCUCAGAGCCCCAAGAGAACAUAAUAAGGGUCACGUCGCAUCCUCGGUGCGGCUCCUCCAGAAUGUUCCCAAUACCUGCUGCCCUGAGGAAAGGGGGCAGUGAGGUAGAUCUGGCCAGGAUUCCCACUAGCUGUGCCCAUUUUGGAGCCUUCCUCUAUUGUUCUAGAAGAUGUCAUUUAAUCAGUCGGGGCUGGGAGCAGAGGAUGUGUGACUGCAGCAAAGGUAUCAGAUAACCACAUCAGGUCUGCAUCUGCUAUAGCCAGUGCGCUGCCGCAGCAAAAAGAGGCAAAACGAAGGCGCAAGGGAGGAGUAGGCACCACCUGAGCUGCCCUUGGGAUUUAGGAAAAGGGAGAGUGCCCUUUCUGUUGUGACCUGACUCUUAAAAGAAAUCUUCUGAAAGAAUAAUAUAGUCAUGAGUUGAAGUCCAGGGUAGUGGGAGCCCUGGAGAAGGGAACAGAAGGAUUGCGAAACGUAUUCAGCACCAAUAAUGCGAAGCCAGAAAGCAUCCAAUCGCAACACUAGGAGCUUUGGCAAGAGGCAUUUGGAGAAAGCUCUGGGCUUUUCCAUGGGUAGGGUCGACAGACUUUUCAGUGAUUUCUGGCUCUGAGAAACCUCUUUACUAACUAUAAAAGAACUUUAUUUAAAUGGCCAAUUUUGUCCCCCAGAGAAAGAAAUUUUAUAAAGAGAAAAAUAGGACACUAAAGACAGAACCAUGGGACUUUGUGUCUAACAAAAGGAGGGGUGCACUAGAAUUUCAAUCGACUCCCUGAUUCCACAGAAGAGCCGGGCGACCCAGUGCCCCAUGGUGUGCGGUGUGCGAGGAGGGUGCCUGAGCUGAGCCGGGCUCCCCGAGGCUAGACGCGCCCUCUCGGUGGUCCGGCAGCAGCUGCUUUCUCUUCUGUGCUCUCGUGAAAAAAGGGGCUGUUCUCUUAGGUGCCCGGGAAAUAGAUGACACGGGGCAAACUUUCAAAAGCAAUCUCUACCCUGGGGCUCAGGCCGCAUAUGGAGACAGAAAAGGGGCACAGAGGAGCUCUUGCUCCAGAGAGAAUAUUUUCAGAUUCACAACAGCUGUUUGUGUAGAGUUGCCAUUUCUGAUACUGCUUAAACCUCCCCAAGUAGGAAAGCUGUGGUGAUUCAGUGUUCCUGUAACCGCAGAGCCUGGAAAUUACUAACCCAAAGCAUCAUUUCUAACACUAGGUGCUAAGAUGAUUAGCCUGACCAAAACACCCCAGAGAACUUGAUUAGUCUCUGAAUAUUUUUUCUCCUGGGACACCAAAUCCAUAGUGGUCAGUGGUGCACGUUAACAGAUCCCAGAAAAUGGCAUGAAACGCUAGGGUCCAUCUGGAUUCUUUUUAGGGUGAAGAGGUAGAAGAUGAGGGCUGCACAGCAUGUGUUCUUUUUCAGAACUAUGUAUUUCACUGAACGAGGGGUAGAAAUGCCCUGGGUUGAAACAAGAAACAUCAUUUUCCACACCGCUGACCAAAAAUGCCUGGUUUCCGGUGGUUCUUCAGGCCCAGCCUGUUGCUCCAAAAACUGAAUAAUUUCAGACUAAACCUUAUCUGAAGUGACCUCAGUUAAGGUAUUUUCACAGGAAGCCACUUAUAGUAAAGAGUUACUGCCUUAAGUCAGAAAGCCCAGGGAAGAGAACAGAAGAUAGAUCGGAAGGGUGUGAAGACGUGGACACUUCUUGCCUUUUUAUGGUUGCAUUAUUACAAAAAUGAGCCCUAUUCAUGACUGAAGACUAUGGAAACAGUGGCUUUAGGGGGAGGCACCAAACUUGUCAGGAACUGGCUGCCCUCAGGAAGUGGCGGUUAUUUCCUAUCUCAGUGACAUAGGUCUGGGCUGGACGUAAAAUAGACAUCCUAUUAGCUAAAUAGCGAGUCCCAUAAGACACAAUCACAGGUGCCUAAAAUGCUAGUUUGAAUCAUUUCCUUAACAGAACAAUCUAAACAAAAAGCUGUCUUUUCCUGUACAGUGUGUAUCUCUAAACUUUUUUUUCUCAGUUUCAGUGAGCAUCUGGGUUAUCUGGUGGUUCUUUGUUUAAAUGCAAACUCACAACUUUCAAGUCUUCAAUGAAGGAGCACGAUCUGCAGAUCAUAGGGAAAAUCUAGCUGCAGUUAUUGGAGUCCUGGCUUUUGAGAUACCUAAUUAGGGUGUAAAAAGUCCCUAACUAGCCCUCUUUCAAAUUCAGAGGUUUUCUUGAUUCAAAAUGCUUCAAUGAGAUUCUAACCCAAGGCAGGAAAAAAAAAAAAAAAAUUAACCCCAUAGGAGACAUCUGUUUCUACUACCGUUGCAACAGAAGUUUGUUGUUGCCCAGCAGAAUCAUUGCAAUUUAUAUGUAGAUUCUAGUAAUGAAAGGGACUUAACCCAUCUAGUAUGUCACAGCUGCUGUCCAAAAUGUCUGUAAAUGAGUAUACAUUAUGCAUGUACACACGCAAUGUGAGGUGCUCUCAGUACAAAACUGUUCCACAUUCGUAUUCCCUAGUGACAACAAGAUAAAGUCUGGAAUUUAUAGUUAGUCAAAGAUCUCAGAUAUCUCAUGUAUCUGCUUCUGCUCUGUUGCCUUAGUUGGGUGCAUUAGUGCUGUCCACUAUCUGUGUUGAGGCUUUAGGGCAUUCUGAAGGAGCCCAACCAUCAGUAAUUUCUAUGUACCCCUUUCAUGAGAAACUUGAAUAUGCUUGUGUGGAGUAGAGUGCACUUAAUGAACUGCACUUCUAUUGGAUUUACUGACGUGUGUGUGGACAUGCGUGUUUGCGUGUGUACUUGCUGUGGUCUGGGAGUAUGUGUGCAUCUCAAACAAAGCACACACAGGCAUAGGUCCUGGUGCGUAGAUACUGUUGCCUCUUCCCGCCAUCGUGCUCAAGACUGGUGGCUCCCUUCCCAGGAAGCAGUCACCUGCCCACUCUGUUGCUUUUUGUAGCGUUUCAGAGUUGGGAGACACAAAGGCAGCUUGUUGGAUCCACAGCAAACCCACAGUGACAGGCUGCUUUCCUCCAGAAGAAGGUAGAACAGAUGUACUCAACUGGCAAGUAGGUAAGAGGGAGCAGCAAUGUGGGGCACCCCCUCUACCCAGGUUUCCUGUGCAGGAGCGGGCACCAAGGCCAGGCAGGCAAGGCCCAUGCAAACCUUUGCCUGAGCCCUUCCAUGGCUUAAAAGCCUCCAUUCCUUUCCUCUAUGCAACCCAGUGUGUGCACACAAACACCCACCCACUUGUAAGUUUGACUCCAAAACUAAAGCUUCCUAAUCCUGCCUGCAUCUGCAGGGAACCAUCAUCAAUCACAAACUGUGUCUCCUGAAACCAAUGUGGCCUUUGCUGAAGUCUUUCCAGGAGUGGGUUGUUUACCAUGUCUAGCAAACCAAUAGACUCUCAGAAGAAUCGUUUUCGGUAAUCUCUAAGAAUUGAUGGCUCUUGCCCAUCUCGAACAUUAAAGUAGAACGCGCUCUACUGGACUAUUCUGAACAAACGGACCUGGCUCUCAUAGCUGACUUUGAAGGGUGGCCUGGAAACAGUUGGAUUCAGUUUUCUCACUCCCACGCCCUUCUUUUACUAGAUGGUUUCUUAUUUUUUAUGACAUGUGGAUUAUUUCUGCUCACUUACAGAAUUCAGAGGACGUUUUCUUUCCUCUUCUAUUUUGGUGACUUUUCCCCUCCCCAAUUAAGUAAGGCUACUUACAGUUGCAAUCUUUUUGUUGUUACUAUUGUUUUAAAUGUAUAUUGUCUUUCUAUAUCCAAAAGAAGUCUGUGACUGUAACCAUAGGUAUUUCUUUUUACUGGAAAAAAAUGAGUUUUUUUUUUUUUUAGUUAACAGUACUAGUGACUUUGUGGAAGAAUAUGAGUUACUAUUUAGGUAUGCUUACUUACGUACAGUACACUACAUUGCAGUAUUUCUGAAAGCUAGAACAUACACAUUAUAUAUAACAACUCUAUAUUGAAAUAUAUAUUACAUUAUAUUCAUUUUAACUUUUGAAUCUGCCUAUGAUCAUGAGUUGAUUGAAAUACUAUUUCUUUGCAUUUAUCACCCAUCACCAACCUGCUGCAGUUAAUCUGGUGCAUUUAAUAAUAAUCAAUCAUUACUGCUCUAGUUUGCUUUUUAUAUUAUCAGCUUCAGUUUUGUCUUUACAGGAUUUUAGAAUUUUUUUUAAGCUCAGACUUAGCAAAUGUAGGAAAGUGAAAACUUUUUUUAAGAAAACAUUUUUUUUGGUGUGGCCGACACAAAGAGGUUCAUAGUCAAAGUGAUCUUGUUUAGCUGACCCUCUCAAUAUCUGAAGAACAAAAGAAGUGCAUAUGAAUGUAUCUGUGAUUUUCCCCUCUAGGACUGUCACUGUCUAUAUUUGCUUUUAAAAAUAUGACCAAGGGGCCUCUUAACCUCCGUAUGAUCUGACCAACAAUUACAGGCUGCAUUUCAAAGGGCUGCUCAUCUGAGAAGCAGAAGGCAGUUAAAGGCCUAGUUGUCCCAACUGUAUUUUCAAAUAUUGAUUUUUAAUACUAGUUCUUUACUGACUACUUUCUGUUUUCAGUAUGCUUACAGUUAUUUUAACCAGUCUUCAGUGCUUCCCUGGAGGCAGCUUAGCAAUAUAAUGUUCAUUUUCCUAGGAGACUCUUUUUAAUAAAAUCAGAAUUUAGGAACUUUUUCAUGACAGAGGCUGAUAGAACUAGAACUCAGAAAAUUAUAGUUCAUUUUUUUAGUCUGCAGAAUCCAUAAAAUAGUGGUUCUUGGGCAUCUAGCCCUCAAUAUCUACAUUUGUCUGUUAAUGUGGGAACUUGGUGCCUUUCUUCUUUAACCAGGCCAUCACGGAAACGUCAGAAAUCAGGCAUCCUGUCUUCCUCGCAAGAAAUAUUUUCAAAUAGUAUUUUUAGAUAAAGAGCUCCUUCAGCUUCCCUCAGCUACUCAACCCAAUGCCUGGAAAACCCCGCUGAUGGAUAAACUUUACAUUCGUCCUGGGUGCCUGAGACCAGUUCUACAUUCAGGACAGGAUGAAAACAGCUGUUCGUCAUACUCAGCGUGAGAGCUCUUCCCACACUGAACCACCCGUUAAGGCUUCUCAGUGUGAAUAACACCAAUUCCUUCCUUUCGUCUUUUCCAGUAGAUUUUGUUUUCAAAUCCCACCCCAUUCUGCUGUGCCCCUCCAACAAGCCCUCCCCCCUCCCCUUAUCCAACUCCCCUCCUUGCCCUCUACUUGCGGUACUCAUUAAGGAACUACCUGCUCUAAUCUGCUUGGAAGGGGCUAGUAUUGAGCCUAAAAGCAAAAAUAUCCACCUGUUUCUCCAAAGGUUUCAACUAAAUAUAUUUCUACUAGACCAACAUCAUAGUGAAUUGAGGGUGAGGUGAGUUCUUCCUUUUCCAGUGAUCACUUAAUACCCAAAUUGUAUCAACGUCACUAUUUUCCUCUUUCCUUUUCCUCACCCGUUCUCUUUAUUUCUUGUUUCUCUCUAAGACUUUAAAUUACCUCUUCCUCUCCUCACUGCCUUAAGAACUCUAAUCAUCAUGACACCUGAGGGCUCAUUUCCCUCCCUUCCCCCUACCCCGUUGUGAAUGUCCUCCUUUGAGAUUUAUGUGGUGAAAGAGCACUGACACGAGUGAGUUCAUCAGCAUGAGACUCGUAGGCAGAGCGGAGCAUGUCUUCACUGUACCUUCAGGUUUUAAAAGUUAUCAAUUUUCUUUUGAGAGUGGGAGGACCUGAGUCACAGUUUUAAAUGUCAGCCGUACUAGCUGAGGUCACAAAUUCUUUUCACCUUCACAUUUGGCCAAAGACAGAGAGAAAAAUAUUUUCCGGUUUUUUUUUUUCUCUUUUUUUAAAUACCACAGUGUUCAAAUUCCUGAUAUGAGUAGACCAUUUCUGAGGGAGAAAAAAAAUCAUCAGUGAUGACUCUUUCAACUCCUACUAAUAUUUAGCCAAAUGACAUACAGGUACUAGACUUAGAGAAAUCUAAUGAAAGGGGUAACAUUUCAGAAUAAUUUUGAUACCUGCUCAAGCCCUAGUGAGCUCUUCUAAAACAGGUAAAUCCACUUCUACUCAAAGGCAUCACAGGAGAUAAUUAGGGAGAAUUUUUUUCACGUCAUGUUUUUGAAAAACAAAUAAUUGUUGAUUGGUUUAGAACUUUAAGCAGUAAUUUACUAAGGGAUGAAAAGAUCCAUCAAGUUUCUAAAGUGUCUAUUUUGCAACCAGAUAUUUUUAAACAUAAACGUAAUAUGUGCUUAAAUAAAAUAAUAAUAGGGCAGAACAGAUACUUGAAGAGCCAUGUAAUACACUCCCCAGUAACUAAGCAUUCACCAUGUAAUUUGGUCAUCAUGCUAGAUCUCAUUUCAGUGAGUUACAGCUGUCUGGUUGCCAGAGCAUUGUCCAAAAGACUCAUACAUUUCUGGGUCUCCCCCUUUACAGGACGCUUAUGAUGCAAUCUGAACAACUAUGUAACACAGUCUUUCCUGACUCCCCGUCCAGCACUCUUACUGUGAUACUGCUUUGGCUCUCAGCUCUUGGGUGGACCAUUCUGUGGCAUCUAGAGCGCUACCUGUUUCUGAGCACACAGGGGUAUGCUUCCAUUUCUUGCUUUACACAUUGACAAACAGAAGCAACAUUAAUGUCAGAAAUGUAGUCUUAAUUUGAUCUGAGGCUUGAUGCAGGUUUUACCUUAAUCAAACCAAUUUUUAACAUCUCACAGCAUAGAGAGCAAUGAAAUAAAGAAGAGGUUCGAAAACCUCCCUGAGUCCCACAUCUAGCAGGAAACCAACACUUCUUAAAGUCAGUGUGUAUGUUGCUUAGGACCGUCGUCUUCACUUAGCAUGUUCUCCCCAUCAUUCUUAUCUCCUUCUCUUUGUCCAUUCUGACUCCCUCUAUCUUUUUUUUUUUUAAGUACUCUUCAUCUAAAGUAUUCCUCUCCUCAGGCAUUGACUUCUGAAAGAACAAAAGACUCUCUUUUAAAUCCUAAAUGCCAUCAUUUAAAGUAUAAUGUGGAAGAGGAGCGGAUCUGGUUCCGAUAGGUCCCAUUGGGUCCAGUUUAUCACAAAGAUUCUUCCAGGAUGCCUUCUUGACCUUGUUCCUUCUAGUGCUGCAAGAAGAGCUCUAACCCUGAGACCCCAGAUUUCUCACCACAGCCUCUGCAUUAGUCUAGAUUAAUGUUGAAAUUCUGUUGAAUAUUCUGGAGAGUCCAGGAUGUGAAUUUCUUGUUACUUUCGAGCCUCCUGCUUUUCUAAGCUAACACCGGCAGCCCUAACGGUAAGUAAUGCAGCAAAAUAACGGUCAGAAACAUUACAGUAUACAUUUGGGAGGACAGGAAGGGAUUUCUUUCUUUGCCUCCAUAAAAAGCUUGCUUCCUCCCCCGGCCCCACCCCCACAAUGCAUUUCAGAAGCUCUACAUCUCACUUUACAGAUAUAUAGUUUUAGGAUUUGCAGAUAGAGCUUAGGAAAUAUUCUGAGAUUGAGGCUGGUAGCAAACCAGUUUAUUUUCUGCACUGGACUUUAGGACAAGUGUGCACGGAUACAAUUCCUUCAAAGAAAGUGAAACUAACAUAGUAAAGCAAAGGGAUAAUACUUUUACACAUUAAAACAGUUGUUUGCUAUCUGUAAACCUUGAUUUAAGCAUAAUUAUUACUUUUUAGAAACCUGAAACUGGAGGAAUGUGUAUUUUAGUGAAGUUUGUUUGUUGAUUUGUUUGUUUCCCUUUAUCUCUUUCUUCUCAAGGCAGUAAAAAAUGUUGAUUCUUUCAUUUGAUACUGUCCAUGGCCAUAGGCAUCAGUCAGAUCACUGCCCACCCUUACCUUACUCCUUUCCCUCUUAGAAUGAAAAGCCUUCCAUUCUAUCAUUAAGGAGUCUAUUCUCCAUGAAAAUCUUAUCUUCCUUUUCGAGUAGAAUGUGAGAGCUUUGAGGAGAAAGAGUCUCUCUGCACUUUGAGGGUAGAAUAGUUCAAAUAAAAGCUGUUCCUUGAAAAAGAAACCCCAUUUACCUAAACUUACAGGUAUGAGGCCUAAGGAUGGGAAUUGACUGUGGAUGAAGUUCACACUGCAAAUCCUUAUUGUCUUCUCAAAUUUUUGAAAUAAGGCUGAGGAUAGACUGAUGUAAUGAAAAUCCUCUUUGGAUGUUUCUUAUUAAUAUAGGACAGAAUCACCAGAAAAGAAAAAGAAAGGAUACUACUAAAAUGCCAAAAUCAGUUGAUCUGUGGAUUGCUAUAAUUGUUCAGAUUUCUGUUCUCUUCAUUUCAAAACUGCAUGUGCUCAAGAGGUCUUAAAUGGUGAAACACCACUCCUCCGUUGCCUCGCCUCUCCCCAACCUGGCACUGGAGGUGACAGUCACAGAGGGAGAUUGGCAUUGCCAGUACUUCACCCAUCCGUACUCUCACCACCACAAAAGAAAGAAAAACCAAAUUGGAAACUUUAAAAAAAAGAGGAAAUUGUAGUGCUUCAUUUGAAAGCAUACUGUUUUCAACUCAAUUCAAUUUACAGAUAGCCUGACAAACCUUUUUUUUUUUUUAUAAGUAUUUUAAUUAAUUAAUUUAUUUAUUUUAUUUUUGGCUGUGUUGGGUCUUCGUUUCUGUGCGAGGGCUUUCUCCAGUUGCGGCAAGCGGGGGCCACUCUUCAUCGCGGUGCGUGGGCCUCUCACUAUCGCGGCCUCUCGUUGCGGAGCACAGGCUCCAGACGCGCAGGCUCAGUAGUUGUGGCUCACGGGCCCAGUUGCUCCGCGGCAUGUGGGAUCUUCCCAGACCAGGGCUCGAACUCGUGUCCCCUGCACUGGCAGGCAGAUUCUCAACCACUGCGCCACCAGGGAAGCCCGACAAACCUUUUUAUAACCUGUCUUUUAUGCUAUAAUUUGCAUUCUUAGCUGAAUCUUUAAAAUAACUGCAAUUUCAAUUAAGUGAACAGAGGAAAAGCAAAGAGGGGAAACAGGACAAUGUGAUGGGACUAAAUCUGAUACAGUUCUGGAUUCCUAAAGCCAGUUCUCAGGGUUAGCAGGGAAAGUCAGCACCACUCGCCCUUUGCCAUUUUUGCCCAUUCUCACUAUUAUAGGCCUAAGAAUUAGUAAAAUAACCUCACUUCUUUGUGAUUUAAGACUUCUCUUAAUGCCAUCAAAACCAGAUAGAGAAACUACAGAAACCCUUGACUGCUCCCAUUACUAAUCUGCUCUCCGGGGCUUAUGCAGAGAGAUAACGGACAAUAAAAUAAUGGUUCAAAUUUAAUACAAGCUUUAGACAUAGACUAAAGUGCUUAGUGUAUGUUCACUGCCAGAGGGUUCUUUGAAAAAUAAGGUGAGUUACUCUGCUCUGCUGUCCUUGGCACAGACUUUGAUUUGGAACCAUCUAUAUGUAGGUUUGUAAGAGAGGAUUAUCAAAAGCAUUGUCAGCAAUUAAACUCCUUCUUUAGUCCCAGUGAUUACGUUUUCCCGAGGGGCCUAUUGAGAUAUAAAUUAAGGGUAACUUUCAUAUAUCUAAUUAAAUUUGGUUUUUUGCACUAUCGUUAAAAGAACUGUGGUUUUCAGGGUAAAUGAAAGCAGAGUCUCUUGGUAAUCCUCAUCGUGGCAAACAAAGGCAAGAAGUUGAUAGAAUCAAGAAACUCUAUGAUAGCGUAGUGUUCCAAAGGAAUUUGAGUGUGCUGACCCCACUAAUGUUUCCAUAAUCUAUUCUAAACUACAUAUUGAUCCUCCUGAGACUUCCAGCAUGCAUGUGGUAUGUGCAGACAAGCAGAUUUACACCUGGAGGGUGGGGACCCAGGCAAACUGGAGAGAAUGAUUCUGGAGGAUGAUCAAAUGCAAGGCAUCUCUCCAAAAUCACUCAGUACUGCCAUAUCCCAAACUAAGUCCAGAUUAAUCUUAAGCAAAAAGUAAGUUCCAUAAGACAUCCUGCUAUGAAUGUUUUUUCUUACGGAAUAAUACAAGAAGAGGUACAAUGCAGACCCUUAAUUUUGGUGUAAUAAUUCACUUUUAUAUUUAAUAAUUGUACUUUUUGUGUGAGUGUGUCAUUGAGCUAUUUGUACCAAUUUUCAAUCUGUCAUCCUGAGAGGGGCCUUGAGAAUUUCUGUGUAUGUGUAUGUAGAUCUGUAUUUAUGUGUAGUCAGAAAAAAUGGAUAGGAGAGGAAUGAGGCAAGAGAGAAGGUCAAUGUGAAAAAGUGAGUGCUCUUAGUGUCCCUAUUUAUGUUAGGUAAGGUGGCUGCUGCCCAAAGCCCUCGAGGAAUAGCUGAUUGCACUAUUCAAAAAUAAGAACCCAGCACUGUUAAAUUUAGGACCGUGUUUUGGGAAACAGGAAAGCUUUAUCUUUUUCUGUACCCAUUCCCUUUAGCAUCGGAGCCAUUUGACAUGAUGAAAAGCAUUCAGUAAAAAACCACUACUGAUCUUUGCAUUAAAUAGCUAUUUUCCUCUUCUAAAUACUACCCUUGGUUUCAACUCAACUCCUUCCCUUUAUUUUCUGCCUAUUGGCUUAACAUUUUACAGAAUAACGCCUAGGCGUAUGCUAGUUGUUUCCUUCCUUUGAGCUGAACCAAACAGGGACAACGAAAGAGAUGACUUACGGAAGUGUGAGACUGAAUUUCCCACUUUUGUGGCACUGGUAACUUUUAGCAAGAGCUGUUUAGGGUUGAGCUUGGGGCUGUAAUAGGGCUUUUUUUUUUUUUUUUUUUUUUUUUUUUUUUUUUGCACUAAAUAAAUAUGACUGCACUGCAUUGCACUACUGAAAUGUAUUUACUUGUGCCGGGAGAGAGUGUGUGAGGUAUGGGAAAGAAAGAGGCAAGUGUUGAAACUAGAAGCACCACAAAAAUGGAGGGUUAUUUCCGUCAUGCUUGGUCUUAGCAGGGUUGGUAAAAAUCUGUGGAAUCUGCCAACUCUUGAUCAGGCCUAGAAACUGCCAUGCUGAUAGGAUCUGUUUUCUUAUUAUAAAGAAGCUGAGUUAGUACUGUAAACUGAAGACGUUUAAGGAGAAGUUUGCCCAAUGUUGUCUCCAACUAAGCUUUCAGUAAGAGUUGCGAUGGUGAGGAAGCCAACCGAGGUGACCGGAAAGUCUUCACCUUGGCCCGAGGUAGGGCCUCCUUUCAGAAAAACCUCACCUUGUCCAUAUUGGAGGUAUCUUUCAGCCUGAGCAUGCUUUUUCAUCGCUGGGUGAAACCUAGAUCAGGCUAACCAAAGAGGAAGGCCAUGCAUGUGGUAAAAUCCUUUAAGAUGACAGUAAGGGAACAGUGCAAUAAACAUUGAAAACCAGUGAGGUGAAAGGUUUAUCUGAAACAAGCUAGGCCAACUUUGAAAUUGGAGGAAGCGUUGGAGGAUUAAUCAGAACCUACUUACUAGCUGCUCCAUCAGAGACUAUCCUUUAUAAAGCAGAAGACCUUAACAGUGCCUAAAAGCCUAGUUUUGAAGUUGUUGCUUUUUCUUUCAAUUUUUCUUUAUUGGAUUUAUUUUUAUUGCCUUUUUAAAUCUUAGAAGUAAUUAGAAUUUGACAGCUCUUUAGUGACUAUUAAUAAAAGAAUCUUUCACCACAGGAAAAGCAAUAGAUUGUGUAGGGAAUAAUAACAGGAGAGUGAAGAUGCUGAAGGACUCGUCCAGAGUCCAAGGUGACAGCUUUGAAGAUUCUGGUUCAGUAAGAAAGGGUCACAACCCAUAUCAAUGGGUAAUGUGGAAUUUCUCUGAUCACUAUCACAUGUUGGAGCAUCAGUUUGGAAAACUCUCGGUUGCGGCCUUUCUGAAGAUUACAUUGAUGCCUAUCUCUUUCUCUCUCCUCCUUAGCACCCAUCCAAGUCUACUUUUCCAUGUUAAAAAAUUUUUAAGGAAGCUGUCAGCCUUGCUAGGCAGAAAAACUCCAUUUAGAGCUUUCAGAACUAAUGUAAGCAGUCCCUUAAGCACUCAAAGUAUUAUCUCCCUUUCAAAUAAGAAACUCUAAAUUCAGAGCUCUUAACAGGUACUUAGAGAUGUGUAUUGGGUAAGCACUGAGAAGAUACCGACUGCACCAAACCAAAGUUACAGAAAGAAAUAAUUGACCUUUUAAAAUAUAUUCACAGUAACUGCCCUAUGAUACUUCUCUUGAGGCUUUUGGAAAAUAACUUCUUCCUUGAAACUUGCAUACCCACUCCAGUUCUGUCACCAAAGAUUUUCCUUUCCAGAACCCCACCUCCUCUCUUGCAGACAAAAGUAAUACAACAGGCUCAAGGGAUAUGCUUUGGUGGUCAAGGGAUGAUACUUUGGUUUUCAUUCUGUUCACAGUGAUAUUUACAGGAGACUUGUUGUUAGAGGAGCUACUGAAUUGUCUUUAUGACUUAGGGUUUGGUUAGAGGUUUAAAAAACUAGGAAAAAAUAGAUAAGCGCUAGUACUUGACACUGUAAACUGUCUUUAUAAUAGUCAUGACCUGGAGACUGAUGGAGAGAAAGAAACUUCCAUGGAAGAGAGUGAGCUAAAUCAUGUAGAACCAAACAAGGGUCCCUGGUGAAAUGUGGGGCAGCGUGGACACAGAGCCGGUCAGUGGUCUGCACGGCCGGAGCCAAGAGCAGUGGCCAGUGGGAGAGUCAGAUAACUGGCCAGUGAGUUCAAGUACUGGAAAAGCCACAGUCUGGGUUUCAUUGUAGUUGCUGGAGUGGUGAAAACAUCCAUGCCCACGGCAAGGAAGAUGCUGAGGCUGAUCUCUUGUGAUAGUGCCUUUCUUGUUGUAGCGAGUACUAGGUUAAUAAUCUGUUCAGUUACGCUUUUCUGGAUCAUUGCCCCCAGUCUUCUGAGGAGGUCUGAAGGGAUAGUAUUCACCUAGGAUGAAGGGAUAGUGUAUUGCUCCUGGAAUGCUGUGAUGUGAUGAUAUUUGCACUAGAUUCUAAACUUUAAACUGGAGCAACUGAAUGAGAGAAAAACCAAGGAUAGUUCAGAGAAACCAAAAGCAGUAUUUCCUGACUGAUGUCAUUUCUUUGUCUUCUUCGUCUUCUUUUUUUUUUUUUUUUUUUUUUCCUGUAAGAAAACUUCACACUUGUUGAUUACCAAGCUCAACUUUUACCAAUUCUUUUCCUUCUUAUUUUUUUCCCCACACUGGACCAUCGGUGUGAAUUAACCAUCAGGUAGGAAUGGUUAAUGGAAAGGGCCUCUGUCAUUACAACUUCACACCCCUUCUCUGCUUCAUCAAGGGCGUGGGGGGUGGGGGGCAGGGAGCCUCCAGAGCCAUCGAGCCCUUAGGAAAGCCAGUAAGCAUAGAUGUCAUGUCAAGAGCUGUGCUGACACAUAUUUGCUCAGAGGACAUUGGGGCCCAGGGCCAAUCCUAAAGGAUGCUCAGAAAGAAGGAAACCAAUGUGCUGAAGAAAACAAAGGGAGGUGGUGCCCAAAGUUUGCCUAGUUCUCCUGUCUCUUCUCUUUCCCACCUCACCCUCAUAUCCCCUCUAUCGGAAUUAUAUUUCAUCUCAUAUAUUAUAUGGUACCAGAAGAAUUGUUUGGUUCCUUGGUUUCUCUCUUUAUCAGUGGGCUGGGAACUCCUCCAAUAUUAAAAACAAAUACCAUCAGUGGCUCUCCUGUGGCCUACCAGUUUCUCAAAUGCUGUCCAGCUGGUCUUGACCAGUCAACUAAGAUAACUUGGAAGCUUUGGCUGGCUCACUUUCACCUGUCCACUUUAUUUUCGUUUUGUUUCCAUUUCCAUUUGAAUUUUGAGUGAUCCUAUGGAAAGGUGGAAAUCACAGGAAAAGUUUGGAGGCUGUAAUUCUAGGGCAUAGCUUGUCAGGAGUUUGUAUUACCCAAAAGAUAUCUUUUUCCACCUGUUUUCAGUUGAAUCUGUUGCCCUGAUCAUAAUUUCUAUCGUAUUUGUGGUUAUUUUUAUAAGAAUAGAGUCCAUUUGCAAUGUCUCUUUGAGUGCUUUUUUUCUAUUUUCCCCACAUAGAUGCAGUACCAACCUGUUAAUGAAAUACCUUUUUAUUAUAUUAUUAAUAUGUAAUUCUACUGUAGACCAAAAAUAUAAAAAAAAUUUUGUUCAUUUUAAAGAUAUAAAGAACUAGUGAGUGAAAGAUUAAGAGUUGAAGGAAAAGACAGAAGAGCAGUGGUUAACUAUGUUGAGUUAGAAAUCUAAGAGUAGCCUUACCUAUUUUUUAACCAGUGCUUGCCAAUCAUACCAUAGUUGGGAUUAUAGUCUUGGCUCCUUCAUGCUUAUGUUUUAUAAUUCUUGUUUGUCUGUUUGUUUUCCUUUGAUGUAAUUGAGGUUGCACAUCAUGCUAUUUUUGGCAAUGCCUGAUUUUAUUAUAUUGUACUUUUGUGGGUCAUUUCCUUUAGAAGGAUGGGGGAAAAGUUUUAUUUCUUCUUUUAAUUUAAAAUUUGUUUAAUGCACUGGAAAUAAAAUUGGACAUAUUUCACUGUUUAAAAAAUCAGAAACAAAACAGAACAAAAACCACAAAGAAAAAACCAGCAACCAAAUAAGCAACAGGGAAAAAAAGCUUGGGGAAAAACAAUCUGUUUGUACUGGAUACACAUACAAAAUACAUCCCACACAAAAGAGGAAUACCAUCAAAUAAGAACAAUAUAUGUUUAAGCUGCAAUACUGAAAUGGAAAAGAUACCUGGGUUCAAUGGGGAUGGGGAAAACAGGACAUUGCUUUGAGAUUUGAGAUCUCGUUAUUGUUCCAAUUAGUGCCCAAACUGGUUAAAUGUGGGCGUGGUGACUACAGAGGAAAUAGCCCCAGCCUUCCGCAUACCACUGGAGCUCUCCAUUACCAUUUAUCAGACGCUUGAGCUCCACUGUAAGGGGGAAGAAAAAUGUGCUAUGAUGGAGAAACUGGCUUGUAUAGAGGUAUUUGUACAGUACACACGUGGACACAGUUUAGUCCUCUGCUUAUCCUCAUGUUUCUUUUCUCCCUGAGUAUUUGCAGCAGAUAAACCCACAACAUGGGAGACUGUAAAUGACUCCUCAGAACAUCAGCUAACGCUAAAGUACCUCUUGACUCCAAACUGAUCUCCCUUCUUGAGCAUUCCCAGAUACCAACAGAGCCAGUAACCCAUACAAAGGCACAGUGGAAGGAAAGAGAGAUUUUUUCUAGUCAACCAGCUGUAUCUUUUGUUUAAUGUUUGCUGGGUUUUUCUGGUUUUGUUUUGUUUUAGAGUUGGGGUGGGAGUGGACAUAACUUCACAAACCUAAUACAGUAAUUGUUUUGCAUCUUCCAUGUUUUAUGCAAAAGCAGACAUUUAAAUCAAUAAAUAAUCGUGCCCUAGACUGAAAGUUAAUGUUUAGGAGAGGAAAAAAAUUGUUGGAAUUUUUUCUACAUUUUUUUGUGAAGAAUCUUUUUUGGAAAGGAAGGAUACAUAUUUUUGUUGUGUAAUAUUUUCUAUUUUUGAAUGCAUUUUAUUGGUACAAGACUGUUUUUUUGGUGAAGACAUUAUUUAAAAAAAAAAAAGAAAAAAACUAAUUGAAAAGUUUGCCCUUAAGGAUAUGCUGCAGUUUUGAGGUUAAAAAAAAAAAAAUAACUGAUUCAAGAUGCGUGUUAAAAGUUGGGAUUAUAUUGUUGUUUUUUGUAAUUGUUACAAGAAGAAGUUUGUACCCACUGCUGUUUAUUUUGUUUCAGAUGAGUAAGUAAAGGGAUUGUUCUUGUUUUAUUCUUUUUUUAGAGAAAAAAAAAAGCUAUUUAUGAAAUGUCAAAAACACUGGACUGUGAGUUUAAGUGUGGAAGCAUUUUACCACCCUGUGUCUUCGACCAAUUAUGGGAAACCCCUUUUCUCUUCCCCCCCACCCCCUGCCUUAGCCUUGCCAAAUGAGAAAAAAUGUAACAGCUGUCGGAUGAUCGAAGCCACUGAAGACCUGCUUUAAUUUUUACGGUUUGAAAAAGUUGGAAAACCAAAGUUAAAUUUCUUUCUGAAAUCCCACUGUCCGUAGCCCUUUUUUUUUGUAUGACACAGCCGGUUGACUCUGCCUCUCUGUCUCGGAUCAUUGCCUUCUUAAGGACUGGGGGCCAGUUCUGAUGCAACAGAGGCAUAAAGGCGGUGAGCCUGAGAGUUGAGGUCUCGUGAAGUCCAUGUGAGCGGGGCUUCAACUUCUCAGCGGGCAGCCACGCUUGCCAUCCUGCGGGGAGGCUGCCGAGAGAGCAGGGCUGGCCUGCCUGAGCAGAGACGCCCCCUCAUCGCCUCCAUCCUCGGCUUCUAAGACCUUCCUGUUACCAUCGCUCUCUAGACUGGCUUUGCUUCUCUCGGCAGCCCACCUUCCAUGGAUGGGGUGGGGGGGAGGAAGGAGCCAAUGGAAAGAAGCGGCUGUGGGUGCUGCGAAGGCACCCCCAGCCCUGGGGAAGGUGGGGCAAGGGACCCCCUAGCACAGGGGAGCUUGCCUGCCUCGUCUUUGGCUGUGUGGAUUGUCCGCCCAUCUGCUCACUGUGAAGACGGAGAGGCAGAGUGCCCUAAGGCUGUUCAAUAGCUUUUCCAUAUUUUUUCAAGAUUGAGAAAAUAAUUUUUAAAACUGUGAUUAAAAAAAAAAAAAUCAUUUGGCUGGAGGGAAGGGAAAAGGGAAACACCAAAAGCUGUAACAUGAUUAACUGGAGAUAUUUAACUGGGGGCACUUUCUAGACCAAGACAAAUGAAUUCCGUUCUGGACCCUAAAGCAGCCAAAUCUUGAGACUGUCUAUGACAGAAAGCUGAAGAGAGGCCUCCAUUUCCUCCUUUCUUCUCUCUGUCUCGAAAUUCUCUCUUGUUCUCCUUUUCCGGCUUCCCUUGGACGACUGCCCCAAUGGCCCUUGGUCUCCCAUCUCACUUGUGUGUGCACCUACACACACACACACACUUGCACAACACCAUUUUUCUUAAGGAUUGUGGGACCGAAUAAAAUCUUGUGCCUUCAUUUUUUUCCUUUUAUAGUUAGAUGAACCUCUUCCUUUUUCACAAUGUUUAAAAAAUAGGGGAGGUUGAAGUG